CCCGCCGCCGCUCGCCCCGCCCCGGCCGCUGCCCGAAUCAGCGGGAGGAAGAUGGCGGCGCUCAUCCCCCUCACCCAGCAGUUUUCAACUGGCCACCCAUUAUAUGAAACUUACUACAAGCAGGUAGAUCCAACAUACACAGGGAGAAUUGGGGCAAGUGAAGCUGCACUAUUUCUUAAAAAAUCCGGGCUUUCUGAUAUUAUCCUUGGAAAAAUAUGGGAUUUGGCUGACCCAGAGGGUAAAGGAUACUUGGAUAAACAGGGUUUUUAUGUCGCGUUGCGUCUUGUGGCCUGUGCACAGAAUGGCCACGAUGUGAACCUGAGCAGUCUGAACCUGACUGUGCCACCUCCUAAAUUUCAGGACUCUAGCAGUCCUUUGCUGAUCACACCACCUUCAACAGAGACUCACUGGGCUGUUAGGGUGGAAGAAAAAGCAAAGUUUGAUGGUAUUUUUGAAAGCCUUUUGCCAGUAAAUGGUUUACUUUCAGGAGACAAAGUAAAACCAGUACUGAUGAAUUCAAAGCUACCUCUUGAUAUCCUAGGAAGGGUCUGGGAUCUCAGUGAUAUUGAUAAAGAUGGUCACCUGGACAAGGAUGAAUUUGCUGUGGCAAUGCAUUUGGUUUAUAGAGCUCUUGAGAAAGAGCCAGUUCCUUCACUAUUGCCCCCUUCUCUCAUACCACCUUCUAAAAGAAAGAAGACCCCUGUUUUUCCUGGUGCAGUUCCUGUUCUCCCUGCAAGUCCUCCACCAAAAGACAGCCUCCGUUCCACCCCCUCUCAUGGUAGUGUCAACAGCCUCAACAGCACAGGGAGUUUGUCUCCCAAGCACAGCAUCAAACAAGCACAGCCAGCUGUGAACUGGGUAGUACCAGUGUCAGAAAAAGUGAGAUAUGAUGAAAUUUUCUUAAAAACAGACACAGACAUGGAUGGUUUUGUGAGUGGCCAAGAAGUAAAAGACAUUUUUAUGCAUUCAGGUCUGUCUCAGAAUCUCCUAGCACAUAUAUGGGCUUUGGCAGAUACAAGACAGAUGGGAAAGCUCAGCAAAGACCAGUUUGCACUAGCAAUGUAUCUCAUUCAACAGAAGGUCAGUAAAGGGAUUGACCCUCCACAAGUGUUGUCCCCAGAUAUGAUCCCUCCCACAGAGAGGAACACUCCCAUCCAGACUCUCUCAGGUUACUUGACCCCUGUAGGAACUGAGAUCUCAGCACUGACAGAAAUGCGUCGUGACAGUUCAAGUUCUGUUGGCUCAGGAGAAUUUACAGGGGUGAAGGAACUGGAUGAUAUUAGCCAAGAAAUUGCACAGCUGCAGAGAGAAAAAUACUUGCUAGAGCAGGACAUUAGGGAAAAAGAAGAAUCAAUCAGGCAGAAAACCAAUGAAGUUCAGGAACUUCAGAAUGAUUUAGACAGGGAAGCAAGCAACCUGCAGGAGCUGGAGGCUCAAAAACAAGAUGCCCAAGACCGCCUGGAUGAAAUGGACCAGCAGAAAGCCAAACUCAAAGAUAUGCUGAGUGAUGUAAGGCAGAAAUGCCAGGAAGAAACCCAGGUGAUUUCCUCACUAAAAAUGCAGAUUCAGUCUCAGGAAUCAGAUUUAAAAUCCCAGGAAGAUGAUCUUAAUAGAGCAAAAGCAGAGCUGAAUCGUCUCCAGCAGGAAGAGACUCAGCUUGAGCAGAGCAUCCAGGCUGGAAAAGUACAGCUUGAAACAAUAAUCAAAUCUCUCAAAUCAACACAGGAAGAAAUUAACCAGGCAAGAAGCAAACUUUCUCAACUUCAAGACAGCCAUCAAGAAGUCAGUAAGAGUAUAGAAGAAUAUAAUGAAGCUCUCAAUGGGAUUCAUGGUGGCAGUCUGACAAAUUUAGCAGAUAUAAGUGAAGGCAUUGGGCACACAGAACAAAGCAAUUAUGGAGCUAUGGAUGAUCCAUUUAAGAAUAAAGCCUUGAUGUUUACCAAUAAUACACAAGAAUUGCAUACAGAUCCAUUCCAGUCAGAGGAUCCUUUCAAAUCUGAUCCAUUUAAGGGAGCAGACCCUUUCAAAGGCAGUGAUCCCUUCCAGCAUGAUCCUUUUGCAGAACAACCACCUGCUCCAGCAGAUCCAUUUGGAGGUGACCCAUUUAAGGAAAGUGACCCAUUUCGUAGCUCUGCCCCUGAAGAUUUCUUCAAGAAACCAGUGAAAAGUGACCCCUUUACCUCAGACCCAUUCACAAAACCACCUGCUUUACCCUCAAAGCCUGACCCUUUUGAAAGCAGUGACCCUUUUACAUCUUCUGGUGUCUCCUCAAAAGGUCCAGAUCCAUUUGGAACACUGGACCCAUUUGGAAGUGGUGCUUUCAGCAGUGGUGAGGGAUUUGCAGACUUCAGUCAGAUGUCAAAGUCAGUAGCUUCAGACCCCUUUGCCUCCUCUUUUGGAGGGGUGGGAUUCUCAGAUGACCCUUUCAAAAGCAAAUCAGACACACCAGCAUUACCACCGAAGAAAAAUGUCCCUCCACGACCCAAGCCACCCAGUGGUAAAAGUACUCCUGUAAGCCACCUUGGGUCUUCAGAUUUUCCCAAGCCCCAUGAUCCAUUCCAGCCAUUUGGGGCUGACAGCAGUGACCCGUUUCAAAGUAAAAAGGGGUUUGGGGACCCAUUUAGUGGAAAAGAUCCAUUUGCUCCCUCCUCUUCAAGUAAAACUUCUAAAGACUCUUCCUUGGGGUUUGCAGACUUCAGCUCUUUUGGAAAUGAAGAGCAGCAGCUGGCCUGGGCAAAGAGGGAGAGUGAAAAAACAGAGCAGGAACGACUGGCACGGCUGAGGAGACAAGAGCAAGAGGACCUGGAGCUGGCUAUUGCACUCAGUAAGGCUGAUAUGCCAAGCUCUUAAGGCUGAUAUGCCAAACUUUUAAGGCUGAAAUGCCAAACUUUUAAGGCUGAAAUGCCAAACUCUUAAGCAGAGGUUCUCUGGCUCCACCCCUGUCCAAGUGAAACCAUUAACUGUUGGCUUUUAUAAAAGUACUAAAUCCCUGGGUUAUGUUGUGAAAAUCAGCUCAGUCACCUUCCAGCUCCAAAGGAGCCUGGUGGGUUGCAUCAAACUGUGUGGCUUUCCAAGUGCACAAUAUGCAGGAAGCACUGCAAAGGCUGUGUUAUGUGUUCUAGGGAAAAUUUACUGCUUGUAAGACAUUCAAGGGAUGAUCUUAAGAUGCUGAAAGCAAAGUUUCUCUAUCUGGAAGGCAACGUUGCAGGUAGCAAACUGCAACUUGUGAAUUUGGCUUUUUAUUACCUGAAAAACCCUUUUUUUUUUUCUUUUUGAGGGUGCAGUAUGGAUUUCAAAGGAUGUCUUAAAAAGAUAAUAAUUUAUAGAAUUAGCUUUCACUUGUUCCAUUUCUUUCAUACUUCAUGGUAGGCUAAUCAGGACAUCAUCUCUAUCAGCUACCUUGAAGUCUUCAACAAGAGUUAAUUAUCAGAUGGUCACUUUUGAUCCAGGAAAUGGGGCUUUUUCAAAAGAAUAUGGUAUUUUGUAUGUGAGGAGUACAAACAUAGUGAGCUAUAUAAAAUACUGAUUUGAAGCCUCUAUGAAUGAUUAAUUCUUCUAAUUUAAGCAGUUGUUUGCAUUGAGUUUUAAUAAUUAUAUAUGAUGCUGUAAAAGAGGGAGGCAGUUCAAUUGUAGUAAACUGGACAAGUUAUUUGGCAAUUAAAUCACUAGGGCAGAAUCUUGCUUUAUCUCAUCAGCUGAUAUGAUUGCAGUGCAACUUUGAGAGCUGCUUUCUUGUUAAAUCAAGCAAUGGAAAACUUAGGAAGCUUGAGGAGUGUUCAUCCUUAAAAUUCCUUCUACCCUCUUCUGCUCCAUCCUCCAGAACACAACCCAUGGUAUGGGUGUUACCCAGCUGUGUCAGAGAGGCUUCACCUCAGUUCCUUGGAUUCCACCUCUCUUGUGGGGUUACAGAUAAAGCAUAAUUUAGCUGAAAUAAGGCCAAGCUGAACCAGAUUUUAUUUGCCAGACACACCUGCAUGUGUAAGUAAGUGCUGGCAGCACUGGUAGGCUGUACUGGCUUUAAAAUAAGGCUUGAGGUAGUAAAUUCCCAGUAGAAACAGAUUUGACCCUCUAGAACUCAGUACUCACCCCUGGUAAGGAUAGCACAGAAUGGGUUUUACAUGUCAUACAUAAAACAAGUCCUUCUGGUAAGUCUGUGAAUGAUUUCCUUACUAAAAAUGCCUUUUCUGAUUGCAGGAAUUCUAAAACUUCAUUUUUCUUUGCCUUGGACUUCUGUGUCUAAGUAAAGCAGGCAUCUAGCACACCAGGUUUAAAAUGUCCUUAAUCUGCUCCCCUGUCCUUGGUGGUGUAGAGAACAAAGCUUUGCAGUCUGUGGUUUUCCUGAUGCAGCCCUUUUAACAUUGUUGUUUGGAAAAUAUGCUAUUCCUUCCUCAUCUUUAAUGCAUUUAUGUUCUUUAUGUCCUUGCUUCCUUACCUUACUUCAGUUUUUCAUACACAAAGACAGUGCCUGCUGACUGACUGCAAGGAGUAUUUCCUCAUGUUGUAAUUGCCUUAUUCUGGAUGCUUUCCAUACUCAAGGAUAAGAAUCAGGUUGGAUCAUUUUCAUCUUCCUCGUGGUUUGCAGCUCUGAGAUGCAGCUGAGAUGUGGGAUUUGUUGUGAGUAGGUUUCUGGGCACAGGUCUGUCCAUUUCUGUACCCAAAACCUGACAGCCCAUACCUCAAAAUGCAGCUUGAAGAGCUCUUCCCUCUUUGCUCACUCUCCUGUGCUGAUGGUACUACAAAUAAUGUGAAGCUUUAAUUCUUAAUUAAUUCUUAAUUCUCCUUGAAAUUCUUUAAUUCUCCUUGAAGGUGGAAAAGAUGCAUUCUAAUAUCAAGACAAACCACAUAAUGAUCUUUGAUAGCAUCUUUAAUGACCUCCUGUGAAUGCAGCAGAAGAUAUUUCUCAUUUUACAGAACCUGAUCCGAAAUCCCUCCCUGUUGUAAUUUGUCUCUAAAAUGUGUGAGGUGAAAUGAUCAAACAUAGUAAAGUGUCAACAAAUUCUCUUUUCUGUUGGUGUACAGGACUUGAAGUCUCUUGAGAGCAAACUUGGGUCUGUCUGUAACUAACAGGAGAUUAAAAUUUUGCUUUGAAAGAGCAAUUCUCCAAAUUGAAUGGCUGCAGGAAAUCUCAGUGAAGUUAAAUUGUGUCUCUGCAGAAGAUUCUCCUUUUCAUUUUCAUUUGGGCUUGGGUCUGUGUUGUCUCUUCUGCUACAAUAAAACCCCAUUCAUCUGCAGCCCCAUUUUAGAAAGGAAAACUUCUUCUGGAUUGGGACUUGGAUGAUGUCACUCCAGUGGGAAGGGGUGGAUGAGCUAAAUAGCUUGAUUCAUUUUAUGAGUUAUGUACCAUAAAAAGACUUUCUGCUACUUUGACAGUGCUCUGAAAUACUGUAAUUUAUCAUGCUUCUGAGGCAGUGAGUUGGUGUUUUCAAGAUGUCCAGCAGGAAGCCAGAGAUGUGGAUGAAUGCAGCAUUCCAUGUAGUGUUAGAAUGAAUUGCCCAUUUUCCUAUUUCCUUAUUGACUCAUUCUUUGUGUUUGUUUGGACAGUAACAGGAGAGCAAGCAAAUGAGCAAGGACAGACCAUGUUCUCUGUGCACAGUGUAGUGAGGAACUUGGAGAUGUAGUAACCUGAGCUUUACUAAAACACUACUGAUUCAGAAUUUGAGACACUGCAGAAGAAAACUUAGCUGUGGUUUCUCCCCAUUGCAUUGAAUAGUUUCCCAUAUAAGAAGGAUUAUCCAUCUUCUUCUGCUUGUAACUCAGUGUUCUGUAGAAUACCUGCACUUGUUCUUCUUAGACAGAAACUUUUCUGGCAAGACCUUGAUCUUCUUCCUCCAGAACAGUGAAAUUUAAAGCACAAAUAGUCCUGUCACUAUUUGGGCAGAGGAAAUAUGUACAAUGCAAGAUAUAUAAAAUGUGAGUAUACACAAUGCAUAUACAGUGUACAUUAUGAGAUCCAUAUUAUUUGUGUCUAUGUGUAUAUAUAUAUAUAGAGUAUUGUAUAAUGUAAUAAUAGUGUGUGUAUAUACUAUAUAUGUCCACAUACUAUGUCUAGUAUAUAGUUACUUGUGCUGUACAUAAAGUGUGUAUAUACAAUGAAUAUGUAGAAUAUGCAUAUAUAUUCUAUAUAUUAAUGCUUGUGUGUAUGUAUGUAUUCUCUGAACAGAGAUGGAUACAGAAAUGGAAUUUUUACAGAAAUGCAGCUCAGAUCAUGGCUCUUAGAAUUUCAAAGUUCUGGUGAAAGAAAAAAAAACAAAAA
Messenger RNA from Calypte anna (Anna's hummingbird), 6253 nucleotides. RefSeq names its product epidermal growth factor receptor pathway substrate 15 like 1 (gene EPS15L1). Gene Ontology annotation, cellular component: clathrin coat of coated pit; cytoplasm; plasma membrane. Gene Ontology annotation, biological process: endocytosis; endosomal transport. The record is from RefSeq and is a predicted model, not a curated record. Lineage: Eukaryota; Metazoa; Chordata; Aves; Apodiformes; Trochilidae. Gene Ontology annotation, molecular function: calcium ion binding; cadherin binding. The transcript has 25 exons. Bases 52 to 2850 code for a protein of 932 amino acids.